Messenger RNA from Drosophila virilis, 1066 nucleotides. RefSeq lists its product as uncharacterized. NCBI's taxonomy places the organism in Eukaryota, Metazoa, Arthropoda, Insecta, Diptera, Drosophilidae. The record is from RefSeq and is a predicted model, not a curated record.
GGCAUAGUCCGUUGCGAACAGGCCACCGAAAUAGAAGUACCGCAAAGCAAGCAAAGCAAAAAGAAUCCUUCAAAUAUGCAGCUCAUCAGCCUGCUCCUGCUUGGUGCACUCGGCUAUUCUGUGGCCGCUUCCCGUAGCUAUUACUACGGCUCCAAUUACCCGCAGCGUCGCGCACCGCCUGCCGUCUACAACUACAACUCACAGAGCAGUCGCUAUAGUCGACAGAGCAGCAGCGAAUCAGACAAGGAGAAUCCCAAGUUUGCUGGUGCUGCGAAUCAGGAGCUUGACGAACUGAGCUCCGAUGCGGGCGACAACCGAUCGCUGCUGCUCAAGAAGAAGCUAAAGAAACUGUAUCGGCCUUAUGCGGCGGCUGCUGCUGCUGCUUCGUAUGGCUAUGGAAGACCUUGCACACCUUUCGGACGCGACGCCGGUGGCCAACAAGAUCCGCCUGAACAGGGACGUUUUCUGUUCGACGUGAAUGUGUACAAUGUUUAUUCAGGCGCUGGCGGUUGUCGUGGAUAUGGUGGAUUUGGUGGAUUGGGUGGCGGUGGUCUGGGUGGAUUAGCCGGAUUGGGAGGGCUAGGUGGCGGCUUGCUAUCGGAUCCCAUAUCUCCAGUUGCUCCACUGCCGGUGCCAGUGCCAGUGCGUCCCUAUGCACCUUUUGCCACCUGGCUGUCGCUUUUUGCGCCCGGCAUUUUGCAAAACAGCCUGGCCGCUACAGUGCCCGCUGCGCCGUACGCUGAUCCACUUCCAGUGCGUCCCGCGUCUGCUGGCGGCGACUUGCAAAGCGACCCGGCCGUGGACCCCAACUUUAAUCCCGUUCCAGUGCGUCGCCCAGUGCCCAAUCGCGUGUACUAUGACUCUGCAGGCGCGCCGCCUGUCACGCCGGGACAGCUUCUGGGUGGUGUCUCGACGACGGUCAAUGGAAUAAUUCAGCAGCUAACCGGUCAAGUGCAGCCGGUCUACCAAACAGGCGCAUAUCGUGCCAGGAAUAAUCGCAGCAGCUAUGGCUAAGCCGCAAUGCGGGAUUCAUAACGAAAUCGAUUAGUAUUUAAAUGUGAUUAUA